GAGAAGAAGAAGAAGAAGAUGACGAUGAUGAUGAUGAUGAUGAUGAUGAUGAUGAUGAUGAUGAUGAUGAUGAUGAUGAUGAUGAUGAUGAUGAUGAUGAUGAUGAUGAUGAUGAUGAUGAUGAUGAUGAUGAUGAUGAUGAUGAUGAUGAUGAUGAUGAUGAUGAUGAUGAUGAUGAUGAUGAUGAUGAUGAUGAUGAUGAUGAUGAUGAUGAUGAUGAUGAUGAUGAUGAUGAUGAUGAUGAUGAUGAUGAUGAUGAUGAUGAUGAUGAUGAUGAUGAUGAUGAUGAUGAUGAUGAUGAUGAUGAUGAUGAUGAUGAUGAUGAUGAUGAUGAUGAUGAUGAUGAUGAUGAUGAUGAUGAUGAUGAUGAUGAUGAUGCUGAUGAUGAUGAUGAUGAUGAUGAUGAUGAUGAUGAUGAUGAUGAUGAUGAUGAUGAUGAUGAUGAUGAUGAUGAUGAUGAUGAUGAUGAUGAUGAUGAUGAUGAUGAUGAUGAUGAUGAUGAUGAUGAUGAUGAUGAUGAUGAUGAUGAUGAUGAUGAUGAUGAUGAUGAUGAUGAUGAUGAUGAUGAUGAUGAUGAUGAUGAUGAUGAUGAUGAUGAUGAUGAUGAUGAUGAUGAUGAUGAUGAUGAAGGAGAAAAUGACGAUGAUGAUCAUUGA
Schistosoma margrebowiei is the source of this 656-nucleotide messenger RNA. NCBI's taxonomy places the organism in Eukaryota, Metazoa, Platyhelminthes, Trematoda, Strigeidida, Schistosomatidae. The record is from the annotation of a GenBank genome assembly.